Mangifera indica (mango) is the source of this 1253-nucleotide messenger RNA. RefSeq names its product transcription factor MYBS1-like. The coding region runs from base 110 to 1054 and encodes 314 amino acids. Gene Ontology annotation, molecular function: DNA binding. The record is from RefSeq and is a predicted model, not a curated record. NCBI's taxonomy places the organism in Eukaryota, Viridiplantae, Streptophyta, Magnoliopsida, Sapindales, Anacardiaceae. The transcript is spliced from 2 exons.
AGAGUUGAUUUGGAACCCAUUUGGCACUUUCGGCCAUACCCAAAAGACCAAGCCAAAACUGAAACUGAAGUCAUAACAAAACUCAACUAAAAGAAAGAAAACACACACCAUGUCCAAUAAUUCAGCCUCUUCUUGGAGUAGAGAUGAAGAAAAAGCUUUUGAAAACGCCAUUGCAAUGCAUUGGAAUAGUAGUAGUAGCACUGCUACUACUACAAGUGAAGAGGGCGACUCAUCAUCAUUAGAAGAGCAAUGGCAAAAGAUUGCUUCAAUGGUUCCAAGUAAAAGUAUAGAAGAAUUAAAGCAACAUUAUCAGUUGUUAAUGGAGGAUUUGCGGGAAAUAGAGGCUGGACACGUGCCGCUACCAAAUUAUGUUGGAGAAUUAGAAGGUGCAUCAUUGGCUACAUCAAGUAAAGAUUUUCUUGGCUUUUCAGGCUCAGUAAGUGGCGAAAAGAGGUCAAAUUGUGCCUAUGAAAGUGGGUUCACAGGGCUGAGCCAUGAGUCAAGUGGGCAUGGAGGCAAAGGAGGCUCAACGGCUGACCAAGAAAGGAGAAAAGGAAUUCCAUGGACAGAAGAAGAACAUAGGUUAUUUCUACUGGGUUUGGACAAAUUUGGGAAAGGGGAUUGGAGAAGUAUUUCAAGAAACUUUGUUAUAUCAAGAACCCCAACACAAGUUGCUAGCCAUGCGCAGAAGUAUUUCAUACGGUUGAACUCAAUGAAUAGAGACAGGAGGAGGUCGAGCAUACACGAUAUAACAAGUGUGAACAAUGGAGAGGUGUCAUCUCAUCUUCAUCAUCAUCAAACUCCAGGGCAACAGGGGGACAGAAACCCAGGAGGGGGUCCAGCAAUGGGAGCAUCGGUGAAGCACAGGGGGGGUCAGCCACAUUUGCUUGGCUUGGGAAUGUAUGGAGCUCCUGUUGGGCACCCAAUUGCAGCUCCUGGGCAUAUGGCUGUUGGGACUCCUGUUAUGCUUCCUCCACCAGGCCAUCAUCCUCAUCCUCCUCAUGUUGUUCCGGUGACUUAUCCAAUGGCAGCGCCACCGGCAAUGCACCAAUAAUUUCUUUUCUUUUAAAGAAACUUCAAAUAAUGUUUUAAUAUUACAGUCGAUCUCUCAUUGAUUUUUUUUUUUUUUCAUAAUGUACGAGAGCCAAAUCAGUCUCAGAGAAGGAAAACAACGAAAAAAAUCUGAUUGGAUUUGAAUCUUAACUCAAAAACUCAAGGGAGCAUGAAGUAAUAUAGUUCUUAAAUUCACAGUU